Mycosarcoma maydis (corn smut) is the source of this 1812-nucleotide messenger RNA. RefSeq lists its product as uncharacterized. The transcript has a single exon. Gene Ontology annotation, molecular function: basic amino acid transmembrane transporter activity. Gene Ontology annotation, biological process: basic amino acid transport; transmembrane transport. NCBI's taxonomy places the organism in Eukaryota, Fungi, Basidiomycota, Ustilaginomycetes, Ustilaginales. Gene Ontology annotation, cellular component: fungal-type vacuole membrane. The record is from RefSeq and is a predicted model, not a curated record. Bases 1 to 1812 code for a protein of 603 amino acids.
AUGGCGGACGGAGCGUCCGAGACGACGCCUCUGAAGGCAUCACAUAUUCACAAUGGCGAGACCAAUGCCAAACCCGAUGGAUCACCAUCACGACCCUCCUAUGGUACCGCACCCGCCCACAUGACCCAGGAUGGAUUGUCAUCGACGACGCCAAGCAGUUCUGACUGCGGUAAUUACGAUGGAGCUAGCUCCAAACAAAACUAUCCACAAGGAUUCAAGUUUGCCGUCAUCAUCGUUAGUUUGUGGGUGGUGCUCUUCAUGGCUGCCCUAGAUGGCACCAUCGUGGUGACACUGAUCGCAUCCAUCUCAUCCUCGUUCAGGGCAUCGGAAAAGUCGGGCUGGCUCAGCACUUCUUAUCUCCUCUCGGUCUGUGCAUUCUCUUCAAUCUAUGGCCGUCUUUCCGACAUCAUCGGGCGCAAGGGUGCGCUACUAGUAGCACUCAGUUUUUUCACGCUCGGCACAUGUCUUUGUGCUACAGCCAAGACCAUGAAUUCGCUUUUGAUCGCUCGCUUCGUCGCAGGCAUUGGAGGUGGCGGUCUGCUCACAACGUCAUCGAUUUGCAUGACCGAUUUGGUUCCGCUCCGUCAGCGAGGAUUGUGGCAGGGAAUCACCAACAUUCUCUUUGGUUCUGCUUCAGCGUUGGGGGGCCCUCUGGGCGGUUUCAUCAAUGACGCCUUUGGUUGGCGUACCGCUUUUGGCUUUCAGGUUCCCUUCUUGUUGGUAGGAGCUGUUUGCAUCGCCACGUUCGUCAACAUUCCGCUGCCGGCUUCGGAUCAGAGCUGGCAGAAGAAGCUGGGCCGCAUCGACUACCUGGGCUCGCUCAGCUUGAUCUCGUCUUCGAGCUGUUUGUUGCUAGCCAUGAGCUUCCUCUCUGGAUCCCUUUUGCCCUUUUCGCACCCUCUCGUGUGGGGCUUCCUGUUGGGCUUCCUCGUCACAGCGAUGCUGUUUGUGCUGUUGGAAGGUUGGGUGGUUCGCGAACCAGUCAUGCCGCUGACGCUUUUGACGCGCAAAUCACCAGCUCUUAUCGGUGCCUCGUAUUUCCUCGGAAGCUUCGCCCACUUUGCCACCAUCUUUCACUUUCCACUCUGGUUCCAAUCGGUCCGACUGCAGAGUGCUUCGCAAGCCGGCCUCCACCUCAUCCCUAUCUCGUUCUCAGCUGCUGCAGGUAGUCUUUGGGCGGGACUCUACAUGAGGCGCACGGGUAAAUACUGGCAAGCCAACAUUGUCUGCUGUCUGCUCAACAUUGCAGCUACCGGCUAUGGUGCCCUUUGGAACGAAUCGACAUCGGCGUGGUCGGAAUACCUCACUUUCUGUCCACAAGCAUUUGGCACGAGUGCGAUUUUCACCUUUAUGCUCAUCGGUCUCAUCGCCUCGGUCUCCAAGGACAAGGCGGCGGUCGCGACGGGUACGGUGUAUCUGUUUCGAAGCUUGGGACAGGUUGUAGGUGUCUCGCUUUCGACAGCACUGUUUCAGAUGUUGCUCCAAUCGCAGCUAUGCCGUAACAUCACCCCGGACCUGCUGCCACAUCCAGAGCAAGGCGCUGCUGGCGUGAAACAACUCAUUUCGGCGUUGAGGCACGAUACCUCGUUGGUACCCACAUUGCAUCCGGAGCCGUUGAGACAUGCGGCUCAGCUGUCAUACAUGGUUGCGAUCAAGCGGGUCUUUCUGCUCGUGACGCUGCUCAACCUGCUCUAUUUGGCGGUAUGUUGGCCAGUAGAAGAAUAUGAGUUGUCGGACAAGCUGCCUGCUACCGUCUCUACCCGUCGCGACAACGAAGCGUUGCCAGAGCGACAGGAAGAGACUCGCGCAUAG